GCCGUCGAGGUUGACAACUUUGAGCGCGCGCGCCAACGCGAAAUAGCAGCAUAUCUCGCGGCUGCCUCCUUCCCCCUAGACCUCGACUACUCGGGCCCUCGCGAGAAGGUCUACCUCAACGAAGAUGCCACACUGAACGCUCUCGUCCAACUGGGCGCUCUGCGUCUCGGCUGCGACCGUUCCUUUCUCUCCCUCAUCGACCGCCAGUACCAGUGGGUACUCUCGGAGAUGACACGAUCACAGUCUCUCGUCCAAGUCCGCUCGGCUCCCGAAGACCCCGUCUGGCUCGGCGUCUCCAGGUUGGAUGCCUGUUGGGGCGUCUGUCCCACAACAAUGAAGGCCUUCAUGGACGAAACAGGCGCGUGGGUUCAGACAGGGCCGAAUGUCAUCUGCAACAGGAGUCGCUACAUUGUGAACGACUUCCGAACCGAGCCCGGCUACCAGGAUAGGCCAUACGUAACGGCCUUUCCGUGGUUCGUGUCGUAUCUAGAAGUCCCCCUGGUUUCCUCCCUCGGAUAUCUCCUCGGAAGCUACUGCGUCGUCGACAACAAGCUCAACGACUACGAUAGCGACGAAACUGUGGGCAUCAUGAACGAGAUCGCAGACGCCAUUAUGGCCCAUCUGGAUCUUAUGAGGCUGAAGAAGAACCGCCAGCGCUCCGAACAGCUCGUCGAAGGCUUGAGCCAGUUCAUCAAGCACGACCAGUCCGAGCCGAAUUACGCUCCAGGCGAUACCCCCCACCACGAAACCACCGAGCAGCCCGCCGACGAGCGUGUGUCAAUCGAUCCAGACCGACGGGGUAGAUCCGUCGACUCGUCUGAGAACCCAUUGGAUCCCGAAGACUCGCGCCCGCAAACACUACAGCUGCCCUCGUCGUCUUCCAUCCAGUCCUCCAUCUCGCCCUUCACCCCUUCUAAUCUGAGAUCUCUCGAGACACCUCCGACAACGCUCCAAGACGACACGGAUGUAGACCCGAUGGAACUGCAUGUCGUCGCAGAAGAAGUACAUCAACCCGACUCUCCGUUGUUGUUGUCGUCUGAUACCCCGGAGCUGCAUUCCAACGGCUUCAUCAGUUCUGCAAAUAUAAAAUCCACCUUCUUCCGAGCCGCGGCCACCAUACGAGCAGCCAUGGACAUGGACGGCCUGAUGUUUGUUGAUGCUGUUCCAAGCGCAUACAACGACGCGCCCGAUCAGCUGGUCCCCGAUCAGCUGGUCCCCGAUCUCCCUGGAGAGGUCCCGCAGGACGAGACUGCAGGGCCAUUCUGCGCAGCCAUCGUCCAGUCUACCUCCGAUCACUCAGGCGUCAAGUCCCCGGAGACCCCGCACACUCGCCUUCCGGAGGCCGUUCUGCAAAGGUUUAUUUGGAAAUUUCCUCGAGGCCAUGUCUUCUCCGCCGACGAGUUCGGCCCGAUUGACGACGGGAGCUACGGAAUCGGAAAACCAUUCCCCGUUGGUUCCAGGGCCGACAAAGACAGCCGGAGUUACAAAAGAGACGUAGCCACACUCUUUGGCGUUGCGCCGGGUGCGAGAUACAUCAUCUUCCUCCCCCUCUGGCACUUCCAGCGAGAGUGCUGGUACGCUGCCGCUCUCGGCUGGGUCGCCAACCCUACCAGGGCGCUAGACAUGGGCGACAUCAGCUUGGUGUCGGCCUUUGGAAAUACCAUCAUGGCUCAGGUGUCGCGCCUGGAGGCCCUGGCAUCGAGUCGUGCCAAGUCGACUUUCGUCUCGUCCAUCAGUCACGAAUUGCGAAGCCCGCUGCAUGGGAUCCUUGCGAGCAGUGAACUGCUCCGCGAGAACAUUACCGACCCCUCGCUACUAUGGAAACUCGACAUGCUCGACUCUUGCGGCACGACCUUGCUCGAUACUUUGAACAACUUGCUCGACCACGCCAUUGUAGUCAACGACGGCAAGCCCGGGAAACCCCUAGCCAACUUGCAAAUCUCGGAUCUGGGAAGACUUGUCGAGGACGUUAUCGAAGCCGUCAAUUUCAGCCAUCUAUCCGAGAAUGCGUUCCAGUUAUCCAUGCAUCGCCAUGGCGUCUAUUCAACCGAGUCCUCGGGGGUUGGGAUAGACCCGCCCCCUCGCCAGCUUCUCGUGGCGAUAAACAUUGAGACGAACGCCGCCUGGAAGCUCGUCCUCGACAUUGGUGCCUGGAAACGCAUCAUCAUGAACCUCUUUGGCAAUGCCUUGAAGUACACGUGCUCUGGCUACAUUCACGUGUGUCUCAAAGUGAUGCAGAAGGUGGACAGCGCCGGCAAGGCGCAUGAUCAUAUCGCCUUUUCCGUCGAAGACUCGGGAAUGGGGAUGACCUCGGAUUUCCUCAAAUAUCAAGUCUUUACUCCCUUUACACAGGAGAACGCACACUCACCCGGAGUGGGACUAGGCCUCAGCAUCGUUCGACAGCUAGUCCGCGGCCUCGGCGGCACCAUUGACGUUAAAAGCUCUGUGGGCAUAGGGACCUCGGUCGAGGUCUCGGUUCCCCUACACCGCGACACGCCCGACCCGGUCCCUGGCGCUCAAAUCUUGGAUGAGCAAGAGCGGCAAUCAUACGAUGACCAUCGUGACUGGCUCCAUGGGCGGACUGCGUGUCUCAUAACCCCAGACGUAUAUGCAACCAUGACCAAGGCCGACCUUGAAAUCACCAACGAGAUGCGAAGUCGAAUGGGAACGGUAGAACGAGCUCUCAGGGUCACUGCUGGCGGCGCUCUUGGGAUGAAAGUCAUUGUCGGAACGUCUGACAAUUCACUCCCCGACGCCGAUGUGUAUUUCCUCGAUGACAACGCCUGUGGUGAAAUACGAGCCAAGCUCCUUGCGCCCACCCCGCCUUUACAGGAUGCGCCUGUAGUCCUGCUCUGCUCUGGAGCCCGAUCACGCUCCUGCUUGAAGCAGCAACUACCGAGCAAUGGCAUCCAUCUGCAUGACCCCAUAGGGCCAAGAAAGCUUGCCGCCGCUCUAUACUCGGCUUUGAAGCCCGAGGGCCUCCAGAAUUCCGGCCAUGAAAACCACCGGUCCGUCUACCAGGGAGUGGCAUCGACCGUCCCCGAGUCGCGCGACUCUCCCUUGCCACCUUUAAAUCUGCCGGUGCGUCUGAGAGACGGCCCACAGGUCCCCCAGCCUCAAGCCCAAACCGAUGAACGCCAGUCUCCUGGUCGCCCGCAAGUGUCCAGCGUAUCGUCGGCCGCUCCAGCUGUGGCGGCAGCGCUGAGCACCCGGGAGCAAAAGCCGCGCCAUCUACUUCUAGUGGAUGAUAAUCCCAUCAAUAUCAAGCUGCUCAUGACGCUUGUGCGCAAACUGAAACACACCUUUAUGACGGCGUGCAACGGACUGGAAGCCGUCCAAAUGUACCAGAAGUCCCUAGAAGAGGGUUCUCGGUUUGACAUGGUCUUUAUGGACAUAUCCAUGCCAGUCAUGGACGGCUUCGAAGCGACGCGGCAGCUCCGGCAGCUCGAGAAGAAGGCGGGCGUGACCGGGGGCUGCAAGAUCGUAGCGCUGACAGGCCUCAGCAGCGACUUGAGCCGCAAUGAAGCCCUUGCCAGUGGUGCGAACCUCUUCCUAACCAAGCCGGUGAAGCUAGACAAGGUCAAACAGUUGCUU
This is a messenger RNA of Lasiosphaeria miniovina, 3594 nucleotides long. RefSeq lists its product as uncharacterized. Lineage: Eukaryota; Fungi; Ascomycota; Sordariomycetes; Sordariales; Lasiosphaeriaceae. The annotation marks the transcript as partial. The record is from RefSeq and is a predicted model, not a curated record. Gene Ontology annotation, biological process: phosphorelay signal transduction system; protein autophosphorylation. Gene Ontology annotation, molecular function: phosphorelay sensor kinase activity; histidine phosphotransfer kinase activity. The transcript is spliced from 2 exons. Gene Ontology annotation, cellular component: plasma membrane.